Dracunculus medinensis (Guinea worm) is the source of this 630-nucleotide messenger RNA. Lineage: Eukaryota; Metazoa; Nematoda; Chromadorea; Rhabditida; Dracunculidae. The record is from the annotation of a GenBank genome assembly.
AUGGAAGCUGACGAUUCUUUUGAUUUUUUAUUUAAAAUUGUUUUGAUUGGUGAUAUGGGUGUCGGUAAAACUUGUGUCGUUCAAAGAUUCAAAAAUGGUACAUUCUUUGAAAGGCAAGGAACUACUAUCGGAGUGGAUUUUACGAUGAAAACUUUGAUUAUUGAAGGAAAGCGUGUCAAAUUACAAAUUUGGGACACAGGUGGCCAAGAACGUUUUCGAACUAUUACACAAAGUUAUUAUAGGUCUGCCAACGGUAUAAUUCUUUGCUAUGACAUGACUUGCCGCCAGUCAUUCGAGUCGCUUCAGCGAUGGAUUGAUGAUGUUUCUAAAUUUGCAGUGCCUAAUGUUUUUAAAGUCUUAAUAGCAACAAAGACAGAUUUAGAAGCAGAUCGAGCCGUUGAAAGUGAAGAAGGUGAAGAUUUGGCACAUCUGCAAGGGAUGUGUGGUUUCAUUGAGACCUCUGCAAAGAACAAUCAUAAUGUGGACAAUGCUUUUCUUGAAUUAGCUUAUCAAUUAAAAAGGCAUUAUGAGGCCGGUGCACAACUUGACACACAACAAGAUGGCUUUAAACUUGCAUCGCAAGGAACUACAAAUAUUUCUUCUAGGUGGUCAUCAUGUUGUAAUUUUUAA